Molecule: messenger RNA, 1941 nt
Organism: Bactrocera latifrons
Lineage: Eukaryota; Metazoa; Arthropoda; Insecta; Diptera; Tephritidae
Exons: 7
Coding region: 1-1941 (646 amino acids)
Source: RefSeq, a predicted model, not a curated record
AUGCCUGACCGCCAAGCAUCGAGUGAAGACAGUGGCGUAGUGCAUUACUUUCGGUUUCACGACUUUGAACCGCGUGCGCUGAGCAGCUACACUUGGAGCGCAUCGACCAGCCGACCAACAGUGGAGGUGGAAAGGCAGUCAGUGAGCAGUGAGGAAAGUGCUAAUGCUUUCAGCAAAACUGUAGCUGAAGAGCGCAAGCCGCGUGGUAUACACUUCGAGGCUGAUGGCAAAGAUCUUGCCAUCAAUCUGGAGUUUAUUAUACCGUUCCUGCGUGUACCGAUCGCGCGCAGUGUACAAAUCACACAAGCGGCUUUUCGCAAAUUAGCCGAUUUGAACUCGGAUACAUUGUUGAUCAGCAGUGGUUUCGCAAUUGUAGGCGCAAUCAUUGCGGUAAUUUUAAAAACCGUAACCACGCCCACGUUACUUGGAUAUGGUUAUAAAAAAGCCACGCGUGCUGCUGACUUCAUGGAUGACUUCAAUUUCGCCAGCUAUGCGCCCGCGUCCGAUCAGAGCGAUACAGUGACGAAAUCCAUUAUUAAAGGUCACGAUAUGCUAAAUGCUUUGGAGCACAAUCUACAUGUAAACCACAUAAAUGUGAGCGUUUGCGCUCAGCGUGCGAUCUGCAAUUAUGUGCAACAAGCCACAACAGGUGUACGCGCAGGACUGGGUUCGCCCACUGAUCGCAUAGUCGAUGGGCUCAUCAGUUUGGAUUUGCUGAAGAACUAUUUGAAUGGCACCGCCUUGCAAAAUGCUAUAGACACAGGUCGUGCGCACGCUGACACUAGCUGUGAGCUCGUUUAUCGCGAUUGUGAAUGGCGGAAAUUGCAGAAUAAAGCUUGGGAAAUAGCAAAGAAGUUUCUGAUUGGAUAUUUUGGAAGACAGCUCUUUUGCAAAACAAUGCUUUUCGACUGCCAGGAUUUCUUGAAACAUUUUAUUAGUGGCGAUGAGUCUUGUAUCUAUGUUUACGACUCGGAAAAACACUAUCCCUCUGCUGAAUAUUGUGGCAAAGAAGCGCUUAGACCAACAACCAAGGCACGUGAAAAAUUACAGUUUAACUCAAAAUAUUUUCGGGUAUUUCUGGCCAAUAUGCUGCUUAAUGCUUUAAUAGUGGCGCUUUUGCCAUUGGCGGCUUACGCAAAGGACGCUGCCAAUAUUUUCUUACCAACCGAUCGCAGUGGACCAAACAGAUUUUUCUCAUUUCGUCCGCUCGGUGACGAUGUGGCGAUGGGACUGGAUUUCGAAUUGCCUUUCCUUAAAGUGCCAAUUAAGCGUUAUGUAGACAAGUACGGCAACUCUCCGGCUAUGGUGAACAUCAAUACAGCAUCUUUGGUAACCAGUGGUCUAAUGGCCGGUGGAAGCUUGUUUGUGGCGCAUCUUCUGCGUUCACUUCGUUUUCUCAAAGGACGUUCGGCUGAAGAUGAAGAGACGAUAUAUUUGGAAAAUGGCAUCAAAAACACAGACAAGAAAAUAUUUACUGAGGAAGAAACAAAGAAGAGAGAGAAACGUUACGCUGAUUCAAAAAAUAAUUUUUACGACGCUAAAAAUCUUUUCGAUCAUUUCCGUUUAGUCUAUAAAAACGGCACUGGCGAGCGAAUUGAGACCACACUACCAAGCCUUUUCGAACGCAUCGAAGAGACAUUCUUGGAUAAUAAAAUCGACAUCGGUGCUUGCGUGCAAAAAGCCAUUUGCCUGAUGCUGCAGGAAUCCAGUCAAAAAGUGCGUCACGGACAGGCGACCAGCAUGCAAAAAAUCAUCGAUGGUUUGACGAGCUUUUCAUGGAUGUUGGAUGUGUUCGCGCCUUACGGCGAGUUGCGAAAAGCGCUAAAGGCGGGCAAAACGCAUACGAGUACGAGUUGUGUUGUCGCCUAUCCCACAUGCCACUGGGCCAAUCCGGCAAGUGAACUAACCGAGCUCUUAAGCAACCAUGUGAAAUUUACAUAA